Molecule: messenger RNA, 1308 nt
Organism: Paramecium tetraurelia
Lineage: Eukaryota; Ciliophora; Oligohymenophorea; Peniculida; Parameciidae
Exons: 2
Source: RefSeq, a predicted model, not a curated record
AUGAACAAUAAUAACAAAAAUAAAUAAGCCAAGUUAUCGUGUUGUUAAAACUUUCUCCAGAAAAUUAACUGUUGCUUUGGCAAAAAAUAAAAAUAAUAAACCCAACCUCUCAUCACAAAUGAGAAAUAUCAAUCGCCCUUUGCUUUCCACGGCCUCCAAAAUUCUUUGUCUCCAGCCAAGGUAACCUUACACAAUUUCCUCCUGAAAAAGUCAGGCCAAAAAAUUAAAAGCAUUUCCAAAGAUGUGCAUUCUAUAUUCAUUGACAGAUCCUCGCUCAAUCCUGCACAACUGAAAGAACUGAUGCCUUACAUUUUCCCCUACAUGCACGAAUUAAUAAUAACCCAUGAAUAAUCGAUAUCGGUUCUUCCUUUUUGUGUUACAUAAUAUUUGGCUAAACGAAUAACUUAAUUCACCAAAAACCUAAUUGUAGAUGCAAUAACUGGGCCUGGAACCUUGUCCAUUGAAAUCGCUUAAUCAAAUGCUGCGUAAGUGGAUUCCUACUCCAUUGAUGAAAAUGACAAUGCCAAAUAUAAUAUUUAAUAAUUUCACUAUUACUCAACGCAAGUGUAGAACAUAUAUUUGACUUCCUUUUUCGAAAGACAAGAAAAGGCAGAUGCAAUCAUAAUACAAUAUCAAUUUCUCAACUCCUUCCUCCUAGAUUCAAAUCUCAAGAAUUACUUAUAAAAAGCGUUGGAACUAUCAGAAAACAUCGUUAUCGUCCUACCAUCCAAAAUUUAGACUAAUGAUUUAUGUGCUUUCCUGAGUCCCUUUUCACAUAACCAUAAUCAUAUUUUCAGAUAAAUCGAAAUCUAGAAAAUCAAUGUUGGUGGUCUCCCUUUAUGCUAAAUCGUCUACAUCGGAUUUAUCUAAGAUGAAGAACUGUUAAAUGAACAACUUAAGAAUUGCUAUUUAAAAGAAUUAUUGGCAGAUCAGCCUAAUCUUGAAGACUAGCAAGUCUAAAAUUUCAAGAAUUUACUUAAUACUGUUAUCACUUAAAUUGGAAUGCAGAAAACGAUGCUUUUAAUUGAAAAAACUUUGGAAACUAAAACUCAAUUAGAUUUUGCUAUCAAUCUGUUUCUUCAACAAAUAGCUUAAUUGAAUAUUGUUUCAUUAGAGAACAUCGCUAAUUAAAUGGAAUGCUCAUUAAUGGAUCAAACUCCCACACUCAAUCAUCCAUUAUUGUACAACAGCCAAUCUAGUCUGUCCAAAAAAUAAAGUUCUUUAAGAAUCAGCUCUGAUCUGUCCAAAACCUCCUAAUAACAAAGCAAAGUUAGGGUUUUCAGUUUCCAAAAUAAAACAUUUGAAUGA